Messenger RNA from Rhodofomes roseus, 2602 nucleotides. Its product is annotated as apses-domain-containing protein. NCBI's taxonomy places the organism in Eukaryota, Fungi, Basidiomycota, Agaricomycetes, Polyporales, Fomitopsidaceae. The record is from RefSeq and is a predicted model, not a curated record. Gene Ontology annotation, cellular component: MBF transcription complex; SBF transcription complex. Gene Ontology annotation, molecular function: protein binding; DNA binding; transcription regulator activity. The transcript is spliced from 5 exons. Bases 324 to 2441 code for a protein of 705 amino acids.
AGAGCGUGGCCAUUUCCAUCUGCCAUUUCCAUCUGCACGUCGCCUCGUCCGCCUACAUCCAAACCUCCCUCCGCCUUGAUCCCGCGUCGCAGCAGCGUCGCCGGUGAAUCCGCUGCUUUCAGUUCGGACGGUCACAGACACGACCAGCACGUGGACUGUGGCGGGCGUCGGAGACGCGGCGCGUUUGUCAUUUGCGGUUUACGCGUCAACGGAUACACCUUUCCCGCUCUCGCAGCCCCUCUCCGCUCCAGUGCGCAGGACGUCGCUGAAUUCCUCCCUUACCACCGUCGUCACGCACCAGAACGCCUCUCCCGAUACCCAAUAUGCCAGAACAUCAGAUAUUCAAGGCUACAUACAGUGGCAUCCCUGUAUACGAAAUGAUGACCAAAGGAGUCGCCGUGAUGCGGAGGCGCUCCGACGGCUGGUUAAACGCGACUCAGAUCCUCAAGGUUGCCGGGUUCGAUAAGCCUCAACGCACCCGGAUCUUAGAGCGCGAAGUGCAGAAGGGAGAGCAUGAGAAGGUGCAAGGAGGAUACGGAAAGUAUCAAGGGACCUGGAUCCCCAUCGAGCGAGGCCUUGAUCUUGCGCGAACAUACAAUUGCGAACAUAACAUCCGGGCAAUUGUCGAGUUCCAGCCGGAGGCGAAGAGCCCGCCUCUAGCACCCAAGCACCUUGUCACGUCGGCAGCCUCUAAACCAAACUCACGCAGAGGAGACGCAGGAGGCUCGACAAUCAGCACGCGCUCCUCUCGAAAGCGGGAGCAGCAAGUUGAGGGGUCUGAAAUCGAAACAUUCUCCACACGGGGUACCGAAGAUGGUACCAUGACACCGUCUCCGUCCCGUUCCAGCACUUCACGCACGCCCUCGCCACUGGGCAGUCCUGGGCCGUCGGCGCUCCACUCAAACGGCGUAGAUGACGAGUACCAGUCGCCCCUAGGGAACCCGCGCAAGCGCAAGCACCGUGCGCAGCACGAUGAAUCCGAUGAGGAGAUGCAGGAGAAUGGCGAGCACGAUCCGUCGAUCUACGGCGACCAAAUCCUCGAGUACUUCAUCUCGGACACGAAUCAAAUACCGGAGAUCCUCAUCAGCCCUCCGCAAGACUUCGACCCGGACAUGGCGAUUGACGACGACGGCCAUACCGCGCUGCACUGGGCAGCAGCCAUGGGUCGCAUCCGGAUCGUGAAGCUGCUCAUUAGCGCAGGAGCGGACAUAUUCAAGGUCAACAAAGCGGGGCAGACGGCGCUGAUGCGCAGCGUCAUGUUCGCGAAUAACUACGACGUACGCAAGUUCGCCGAGCUCUAUGAACUCCUGCACCGUUCCACGCUAAACAUCGACAACUCCAACCGGACAAUCUUCCACCAUAUUGUCGAUCUGGCGAUGUCGAAGACUAAGACACAUGCAGCGCGAUACUACUUGGAGACGGUGCUCUCCCGUCUCAGCGACUAUCCCACCGAGCUCAAGGAUAUCAUCAACUUCCAGGACGAGGAGGGGGAGACUGCGCUGACGAUGGCUGCGCGGUGUCGAAGUAAGCGACUGGUCAAGACGCUCAUCGAUUACCAGGCAGACCCCAAGAUUCCGAACCGAGACGGAAAGAGCGCGGAGGACUACAUACUUGAGGACGAGAGACUCCGUCAGUCACCUGUUUUAGGGUCAAGACCCCUCGGCGGGCCAUUCCGCAGCUCGCAAGGGGCAUUCCCCCAAACAAGUUACACCAUCGGACUUGGUCACCAUGAUCGUGCGCCGUUACACCAUUCGGCCACGGGGCAGAAGGCGGCUACACGAUGCGUGACCGACGUGGCAAUGAUGCUCGAGAGCUUAGCGGCUGCAUUCGACACGGAGCUGCGCGAGAAGGAGCGCGACCUGACUCAGGCGAACGCAUUGCUGAACAAUAUCCAGGCGGAGAUCCUCGAAAGCCAACGCGCUGUGAGCCACUUGAAGGUGCAAUCGCAGGGGCUACCCCAAGCCAAGCAGCAACUCGCAGCGCUUGAGGAGGAGCUCCGCAACAAGAUGGGCAAGCGGUACCGUCUCGGGUGGGAGAAGUGGUCGAAGGACGAGGAGGAGCGCGAGAGGGCGAUCCGAAGCAUGCACGGCGGGGGCCUGCCCGCAGACGAGGACGUUGUGGACUUGCUCGCGCUGCAGUCGGGCGUGCCGGCUGAUGCAGAGGCCAUUCGCGCGGAGUGCGAACGACUACGAGAAGACCUCGCGAUACACAAAAGGAGGAGGAAAGACAAGUUUGAGGAGUUGGUGAAGUUCCAGGCGGAGGCGGGCACAGGUGGGCAUAUGGCGGAGUACCGUCGGCUUAUUGGCGCUGGCUGUGGUGGUGUUCCGCCAGGAGAGGUGGACAAUGUACUGGGCAUGCUUCUUGAGACACUCGAAGCUGAAGAGCCCAGCUCGUCCUCAGCAGCAUGGAGUGGCUCCGGGCGACCACCAGCACCCAGCUAGUGUUCCGUCGUCUGUAGUGAAGGACAAGUCAUUUUGCUAUGUUCGGGCUGUUGUAUCUAUUCAUGUUCAGUUUUGUCUUGUACUAAUACUCGUAAUGUUGCUCCCCGUCGCCGCCUGUCUCAGUAGUUAUGAGCUCUUUAUGCAUAUCAUCAUCACCCGGA